Molecule: messenger RNA, 2873 nt
Organism: Ascoidea rubescens DSM 1968
Lineage: Eukaryota; Fungi; Ascomycota; Saccharomycetes; Ascoideales; Ascoideaceae
Gene: SKG6
Product: Skg6p
Exons: 1
Coding region: 330-2765 (811 amino acids)
Source: RefSeq, a predicted model, not a curated record
CACAGGCAGCAGAGGGCGCUGGCUGCUUCUGGCUCAGGGCUGGUUUCCUCUUCCAGGCUUCUUAUAACUGCUGCAGCCAGAUUUCUGCUGGGCUCUUUUCUGGUGCUUACCAUUCCCUUAUCAUCUUCUGUCUCAGCUCUGUCUGUCACUUUUCUUUCCAUCUUUUUGUUUGCCAUUUUUUGUGACAGCCCUCUGCUUUUUUCCAAGAAAAACUGGUUAAAUACUUUUCUUAUUCGAUACUCAAUACUCAACCUUCUUCAGUCCUUCCAAUCUGUCUUAAGGUUCCUGGAAUUUCUUUUCACUGUCUGCUACACAGUCAAUAUUGCAAGAUGCCUGGUGGUAUAUUGGAGCUUCUACAUCACAGAAAAAACUUUGAUUUCCCACUUUCAAAUUUUUACAAUGGUCUUCUCGAUCCAGCUGUAAUACACCACUUGAUUAAACGAGCCAAAGACGAUGAUGAUGACGAUGACAACUCUUGCUCUGACAAGAAUAAUAAUUCCCAAAAGUGCGAAGUUCCCUCUGAUACUACGGGCUUGACUGUCGGUUUGGCUGUUGGUAUUCCCAUUUUUCUUAUUCUUGCCUUCUUGGGUUUCUUUUUAAUCAAAAAUCUACAGAAAAAUAAGAAGGAAGAAAAAGAGUUUCUUGAAGACCCUGAUUUUGCUAACAACGAUGUCACAAAUUUGCCAGAUUAUCCCUCUGUCCCAAAUCUUCAUCUGAGAAGAAAUUCGCAGAUUAAUAUGAACAAUGCCAUAAAUAAUCUCCACAACGAUAAAAAGAAUCUGAAUUUGAAUUUGAAUCCAAAUUCAAAUUCAGAUUCAAAUCCAAAUCCAAACCCACUGUCUGACGAAUUAAAUAUCAACCCAAGGAAGCUAAACAUAAACACAUCCUUCAACGAUAAUGCCUCCAUUCAUACCUUCAAAUAUGACACUGUCAUAUUACCUGAAUCUGGUUUAUCUGAUUCGAGAGUCUACUUAGACGAAUACGCUAAGGCUCUAGGUACUCACUAUUCUGCUUAUGGUAACUCUCCAACUUUGAGUCCUGGUUUUAAUGCCAAUAGCAGAAACUCUUCCUUCUCCAACUUCAAAUCACUUAGCCCUUUAAACUCCCAAACAAACUUACUAAACCCUUCCUCAAGAAAUUCAAAUCCAGUCUCCCUUGCAAACUCAAUAUCAACUUCAUCUCAUUCUCCUUCUACUCUAAAACAAUCCGUUUCAAGUAGCGAUAUUAAAAACAAUAAAAUCAAUUUAAACCACAACGAAAGAAACCUCUCCCAUAAUAAAAACAGUCAAAGUAAAUUAUCAACUGAAAGCUCCAACACCGCUGUUGACUCAUCUUCAGAUACAGAUUCCAUCUCAAUUCAUAACAACAAGUUCCAAAAUUAUAAUGAUAAUAACUUUAUUCGCCACAAAAUUAACGACUCGCUUACUUUAAAUCACGAUAAUAAAUCAAACCCAUUUGAAGAGAUCUUACUAGAAACACCCAGAAACGUUCAAGAAGAUCUAUCUUCUAACUCUAUGACCACUACCAAUUAUCCAAACGACGAUUACAAUAAUGAAAUUCAAAAUGAAACUCAAAAUGAGCCCCAAAAUGAAACUGAUUCAAAACCUAAAAUCAAAAAAUCUGUCAAAAUCAAUAUUCCCGAUGGCUAUGACCCUGAAAAAUAUAACCAAAUCAACCUAAACGACCCUUCUCUAACUGAAGAAGAAAAGGAAAAAUUCAAAAGACUUAAAAGUGUUUAUAAUAUCUAUUUCGAUAGACAAAAUUCCAUAAAAAUCCAAAACCAUCCAAAUGACCACAACCUUGAUCAAAACCCAAUCCCUAUCCCAUCUGAUGUUCAAAUCCACCAAUCAAAUGUUAUGAAUAACAAAAUAAACAAUCAAAACUAUCAAAUCCCACAGUCUUAUCCUCCAUAUAACACAAAUAAUGAUUCUUCUUAUCAAUAUCAACAACAAGAUCAAUCCCACCAACAACAACUACAAGAUGCCAACAAUUACCAAUAUAACCCACAACCUCAACAAAAUUACUCAAAAAACCAAUAUCAAAACCAAUUAGUGCCAGAACAACAAUAUUUACCUAAUCAAGAUAAUAGCAGACCCACUGAUAAUUCCUACACUCCACCUAUCAACUCAAAUCCAUCUUCACAGUAUCUCCCUUAUCCUCCAGUAGCAAAUCCAUAUCAAACUAGUCCUCAACCACAUCAACAGAAUUUCACCUCUACUAAGCCAUCCAAACCUAUUCUUAAGCCUUUAAAACCUUUACAACCUUUAAAAAAAUUACCCUCAGCGUCUAAUUUAAAAGAAUCUGCCUCUUCGACAUUCACAGAGUUUCAGGCAGUUGUUAAGGUAAAAGGAACCCCAAACCCAAAUAAUUUGGCUCUAAAACCUUUUGUUCCAAUAGAUCAUUCUGAUGUAUGGUCUCAAAAAUCCCCAAGAAUUGGAAGUGGAUCACCAAGUCUUAGCCAUUUUCCUAAUGUCUCCAGUACGAGUAUUAAUACUUCAACAAGUACUGCUAGUCAAGAAAAUGGUGGAAAUUUAUCAGCUUCCCAAGUUAGCAGAUCAAGUGUGGUUAUGUUUAAUACCACUGAGUUUGGUACUUCAAAAAAGUAUAAACCUGCUGGCACAGUUACUAAUGGGAAAAAAAUGGCAAAUAUAAAUGAAAAUGAAGUCGCUGCAAAUAUUCCUGGCAGUUUACCAUCUGGAAAUCCAAAAAAGAAAAAAAUGAAUGAUAGAAAUCUAAGGAAUGAAUUGAUGAAUUCUAAUUUUUGAUUAAUCCAACUUUUUUAUUCUAUUUUAUUUUUUAUAUUUACAGUUUUAGUAUCCCAUAUCCAAUUUUAGAUGGUAUUAAUAAUUAUCUUUUUAUCUUUUUUAGUUGCU